Messenger RNA from Fomitiporia mediterranea MF3/22, 2397 nucleotides. RefSeq names its product glycoside hydrolase family 92 protein. The transcript has 22 exons. Gene Ontology annotation, cellular component: cytosol; nucleus. Gene Ontology annotation, biological process: protein quality control for misfolded or incompletely synthesized proteins; protein deglycosylation; carbohydrate metabolic process. Bases 1 to 2397 code for a protein of 798 amino acids. Lineage: Eukaryota; Fungi; Basidiomycota; Agaricomycetes; Hymenochaetales; Hymenochaetaceae. Gene Ontology annotation, molecular function: carbohydrate binding; peptide-N4-(N-acetyl-beta-glucosaminyl)asparagine amidase activity. The record is from RefSeq and is a predicted model, not a curated record.
AUGAUUUUGACUGGCACUUUCCUACUCUUUGCCUACACCGGAGAUGCGUUUGCGCAUGUUCCACGAACGACAGGCAGCACUAGUUCUGGUCCAAGAAGCAGUGCCCUCAAUCUAAGUGAUCCGUUGUCCCUCGUAAAUGUUUUCAUUGGUACCACAAACGGAGGAAAUGUAUUCCCAGGAGCGACUGUCCCGCACGGCAUGGUCAAGGUUGGGAUGGACACAGACUCUCCCCAAGCAGGAUACGACGCAAACUCGACGUUUAACGCAACCGGCUUCUCUCAGCUACAUGACAGUGGCACCGGAGGCGGAGUUCCUCUAUCAAAUUUCAAACUUUGGCCGUUUGCUUCCUGUAAUUCGACAUUUGAAAGCUGCCAGACAUCAAUCGAUGGAAGGAAGGCUCAACGGAAAAUACUUGGCGAUGGCACCCCGGAUGAUUUCGGGUCUCCUGGAUACUUUUCUACAAACUUGUCUACUGGCAUACGUGUCGAGCUUACCUCCACGCGAAGGACUGCCCUACAUCGGUAUACAUUCCCGCAAAAUUCGACCGAGCCUCGACUCGUCGUCGAUGUAACAAACGAUGGUCAGCAAAGCAAUACUAAUCCAUUCAUGACUGUCGAUCCAAAUACCGGUCACGUAGUCGGUGGAGCCGAAUUUGCGGCUUCAUUUGGCCCCGGCCGAUACUCCGUAUUUGCUUGCUUUGAUUUCCGUGGAGAUGGUUACAACUUCACCGCUCCAACGGAAUAUGGAAGCUGGCUUGGAAACUUUCCUGUUCGAUUCGCGACAAACCUAAACCAAGUUUAUUUCGGAUUCGUGUCGGAGCUUGGUGCCUUGCUCACUUUCCCGCCCAAUCCAUCUCCGGAUUCCACAACUACGAUCCUCGCACGGGUCGGGGUAUCUUUCAUCUCCACAGACCAAGCGUGUGCGAAUGCUGAGUCGGAAAUACCUGACUUCAACUUUGAUGAGACUGUCGCUGCUAGUCAGUCACAAUGGAAAGAUAUCCUUAAUCGAGUUCAGGUCAAUACCACUGACGUGGAUGACGAAACUGUUGAACUCCUUUACUCUUCCCUAUAUCGGACACAUAUCUCACCUGCGGAUUACACUGGAGAGAACCCGAAAUGGAACUCUACCGAGCCGUAUUAUGACUCACUUUACUGCAAUUGGGACACUUUCCGCACACUUUAUCCUCUCUAUUCUCUCCAUGACCCAGAAAAUUUUGCUCUGGCUGUGGCUAAUUAUUCACAUAUGGUAUUCUUAGAUGCUGAUCCUAUACUUGGAGAAUUCUUUGUAAAGUUUCAUAACUUCUCGGAUUCGUUGAACGUUUCGGCAACGGAUUUAUACAAUGCCCUGCUGGCCGACGCCGAGGAUCAGCCUCCAAACUGGGACUUGCAGGGUCGUCAGGCUAACAUCUGGAAGAUGCUUGGAUAUAUCCCGGGUGACAUAUUCGAAAUGAGCGGCACGAAUACUAAGCAGGUUUCACGAACACUCGAACAUGCAUUUGGUGAUUUUGCCAUUUCGCAAGUCGCACAACUCUUGGGUAAAUCGGACGACGUUGUAAAGUACCAAAACAGGUCGGGCAACUUCUUCAAUGUAUGGAACCCGAAUACCACCGUUCCUGGAGGACCUGACUUCGUGAAGGGCAUGGUGCAGCCACGUUUUGCAAACGGGACCUUCAAUCAUACGGAUCCGCGUCAUUGUAGCGUGAACGAUCCGCUCCACUCAACAUGCUUCUUGAAUGCCGCGAACCGCGAUGGAUUCUAUGAAUCGUCUCCUAUCGUUUACUCCCAAUUUGUUCCGCAUGACACAGCACGGCUCAUCGAAUUGCAAGGCGGAAACGAAUCAUUCGUUUCGCGCCUGAAUUUUAUUUUUGAUGAACACUACUUUGAUGCGACGGACGAACCAUCUCAACAGAUUCCUUUCAUGUACCAUUAUGCCAACAGACCUGGAUUAAGCACGCAGAGAUCUCGUCAAGUCAUUGCAUCAGAUUUCAAUACGUCUGUUAACGGAUUACCGGGAAACGAUGACUCAGGAGCUAUGGCGAGUUAUGUCUUCUUCUAUUUAGCUGGACUAUAUCCUAUUCCUGCAACGCGACAAUAUCUCCUCUCGUCUCCCUACUUCCCGCAAGUCUCAUUUUUCAAUCCACUGUUUAACUCCACGACAACUAUCAUCGCAAACGGCUUCCGUGGUAAUCCAUCAGAUGGGACGGGCGGUAAUGUCUUCGUCGAGAGCGUCAAAGUGAAUGGCGAGAGGUACAAGUCAAAUUGUUAUUUGGACUUUGACGUGUUCGAAAAUGGAUCUACGAUCGAACUACAGUUGUCAAGCAACAUUAAUAACACGUGUGGCAAUGGACCCAAUGCCCUUCCCCCUUCGUUGUCGACAGGAGGGUUUUCUAGUCCUUAA